AAUAGGCCCUAGGCAUACACAAACUUGGCUUGCAGCCAUGACAUUUUUCUUUUUCUUUUUUUUAGAUUUUUCUUCAUUAGAGAGCUUGCUUGCAUAGAUAGGUGGAGUGGCAGACAGAGGGAGAGGGAGAAACAGACUCCCCAUUGAGCAGAAAUCCUGGCUUGGGACUUGAUCCCAGGACCCUGGGAUCACGACCUUCCUUGAAGGCAGACCUAACCAACUGCCUCGAAGGCAGACCUAACCACCUAACCAACUGAGCCAUCCAGGUGCCCCAAUGACCUUUUGCAUUUGAUCUCUGGGUGUUGGCUGACUUCAUGUAGACUUUAAACCUCAGGGUAGGAGCUUUGGCUCUAGCUACCGCCCAACCUGGGCCAGGCUUUUGCCCCACCAUUCUUUUAGACCGUGUCAAACCCCUCCCAGGAGCACCUGCACCCCAGGAAGGGCUUCUGGCACUUUGGGCCCCACUGAUAGAAAGGGCUCCAUCUGUGGAGGCAGUACUGGCUUAAUCCAGGAGAGCUUCCUGGGAGAGGAGUCUAGGGGGAUGAUAAUCAUAGCAGCUGCAUUUUACAUCUGUGGAGAGGAUUAAGUGCUUAAUACAUGUGGAGAACAGAACUGGCCCAGGCACUAGGACUGGCCAGCCUGGUGGGAGAGGCCACGGAGCCCGAGGGGGAAGAGGAUGAGGAAGGAGAGGGGCCCUUUUGCCCGGAGAAGAAGCUCUUGCAUCUCAGCGAUGGGGCCUUGCUCCUCCGGGUGCUGGGCAUCAUAGCUCCUAGUUCUGGAGGUGGACCUCGGAUGGCCAGGGGCUGUGAUGGUCCUGCAGCCAGGCGGGUGCGAAACUUGAACCACCUGUGGGUCAGGCUGAGGGACUUCUACCAGGAGGAGCUGCAGCUGCUGAUCCUGUCGCCGCCCCCAGACCUCCAGACAUUGGAGUCUGACCCCUUCUCAGAGGAGGCAGUGGAGGAGUUGGAAGGCAUCCUCCGGCUGUUGCUGGGGGCGUCAGUGCAGUGUGAGCACCGGGAACUCUUCAUCCGACACAUCCAGGGCCUCGGUCUUGAGGUCCAGAGUGAGCUGGCUGCUGCCAUCCAGGAGGUGACCCAGCCUGGGGCAGGUGGGGUGCUGGCCCUGGCUGGGCCUGAGCCUGGGGAUCUGGAGCCGCCAGAGCUGGAGAUGCUGUUCCGGAACCUGAUGGGGGCUUUGUUAAGGCUGGCACGGGAGCGUGAUGUGGGGGCCCAGCGUCUGGCUGAACUGCUGCUGGAGAGAGAGCCAGCCCCCUUGUUGCCAGAGGCUCCUGCCAGGAGUCCCCCCGAGGGCCCAGCACACCACCUGGCCCUGCAGCUGGCCAACACCAAGGCCCAGCUGCGGCGCCUGAGGCAAGAGCUGGAGGAGAAGGCCGAGCUGCUGCUCGACUCCCAGGUGGAGGUGCAGGACUUGGAGGCCGAGAUCCGAAGGCUCCGCCAGGAGGCCCAGGUGCUGUCGGGACAGGCCAAGCGGGCCGAACUGUACCGCGAGGAGGUGGAGGCCUUGCGGGAGCGGGCCGGUCGCUUGCUCCGCCUGCAGGAGGAGCUGCGACGCUGUCACGAGCGGCUACAGGUGGCGGAGGCCUGCAAAAGCCAGCUGGAGGAGGAACGGGUGCUCUCCGGGGCUCUGGAAGCCUCCAAGGCGCUUCUGGAGGAGCAGCUGGAGGCUGCUCAAGAGCGCUGUGCUAGGCUGCAUGAGACCCAGCGUGAGAAUCUGCUGCUGCGGACCCGUUUGGGCGAGGCCCGUGCGGAGCUGGACACUCUGCGGCAUCAGGUGGACCAGCUGGCAGAGGAGAAUGUGGAGCUGGAGCUGGAGCUUCAGCGGAGCCUGGAGCCACCUCUGGGCUUUCCUCAGGAGGCAUCCGUGCCAGGAGCAGCUCCCUCACUUCAUGAUGAAGUGAGAGAGGCAGAGGCUGGGCGGCUGCAGAUCCUGGAGAGGGAGAAUCGGGAGCUUCGGGGUCUGCUACAGUUGCUACAAAGGCAGCCUGGGGGCCAGCGCCCCCUGCCGGAGGAGCAGAGCGAGGACUCCUUGGUUGCAGAGCUGGAUGGGGCUCCUCAGACUUGCCUGGCCUCAGACCUGGGCCCCGAGGGUUUGGCUGGCCAGGUGGGGGAUGAAGGCACCCAGGCCUCAGACCCGGCUCCCCGGGUAUCAGACUCCGCCCUUGAGAGAUUAGCUGUGCAUCCCCAGGCUUCUGAUUUAGACCUGCAGGUGAUAGAGAGGCCCCUCCAGCUGGCUGCCUUGGCCCCCCAGACCUCAGACUUGACGCUCCAGGAAUCAGGCCCCACUGUAGCAACACAGAAGUGCCCAGAGAAUGCUGGCCAUGGAGCCCUUCUCCAGAUUCCCACCUCUGUGGUCUCGCUUCAAGGUCCAGGGCUGGAAAUUCAGGCCGAGCUGUUGGGAGGAAAGGCUGGAGAGUCAGGGCCCAAAGCCCGGGAGGGCCCUGCAAGCAAGCCUGGACCCCCAGAGCUCAGCCUGCGUGUGCAACUGGAGGAGCAGGAGACCCCAGGCCAAGGGCUGGAACUACCCAAAGGGCAGAGAGAUGCCAGAGGGGAUGAACAGAAGCUGGAGGGGAUGAUUGGUGACCCAGCCCAGCAAAAUCCACAGCAGGAGUCUGAGGGGGCUCUGGAGGCACAGACCUGGCAGGGGCCAAUCUCAGGGGAGAUCUCGUCUGGUGGAGUCCCAGAGCAAGAGGCCCUGAGGGAGGAGGUGGCACAGCUCAGGAGAGAGGCUGAGGCACUUCGGGCGGAGCUAGAGGCCCAGGCCCGGAGGCUGGAGGCCCGAGGCAUGGAGGCUGCCCGCCUCUCUGAGGAGCUGGCUCAGGCACGGAAGACAGAAGCCGAGGCCCACAGGGAGGUGGAGGCCCAGGCCCGGGAACAGGCUCGGCUGCGGGAGGCAGUAGAGGCAGCAGGCCGGGAGCUGGAGGCUGCGUCUCAGGAACGAGAGGCACUGGCAGAGGCCCUGGCAGCUGCAGGCCGAGAGCGGAGACAGUGGGAGCGUGAGGCACCCAGACUCCGGGCCCGGGCUGAGACAGCUGAGGAGCAGCUGCAAGAGCUGGAGAGCCAGGAUCGCCGGCACCAGCAGGAGGCUGAGAGGGAGAGGCAGGCCCUCAGAGAGGAGCUAGAGAAGGCGAUGGUGCGGGGCCAGGAGCUGGGGGCCCGGCUGGAACACCUGCAGAGUGAACUGGAGCAGGCAGCUCUGGAACGCCAGGAAUUUCUGCGGGAACAAGAGUUCCAGCACCAGAGGUACCAGGGCCUGGAGCAGCGGCUGGAAACAGAGCUGCAGGCAGCGGCCAUCAGCAAGGAGGAAGCCCUGAGGGAGCUCAAGACCAGGGCCCUGCAGCUGGAGGAGGAGCUGGUCCAGCUGCGCCAGGGCCCGGAGGGGCUGGGGCCAGAGGGGCACGCUGAGCCCAGGACCCUACGGGCCCAGAGUGGGCGGCUCAUCGAGGUGGAGCGCAGUAAUGCAACACUGGUGGCCGAGAAGGUGGCUCUGCAGGAGCAGCUGCAGCACCUGGAAGGGCAGCUGGGAAGCCUGCAGGGGCGUGCCCAGGAGCUCCUGCUGCAGAGCCAGCGUGCGCAGGAGUACAGCAGCCGCCUGCAGGCUGAGAAGUCUGUGCUGGAGAUGCAGGGCCAGGAGCUGCACAGGAAGCUGGGGGUGCUAGAGGAGGAGGUGCGGGUGGCACGGCAGUCCCAGGAGGAGACUCGGGGGCAGCAGCAGGCUCUGCUGCGGGAUCACGAGGCACUGGCACAGCUGCAGCGGCGGCAGGAGGCCGAGCUGGAGGGACUCCUGGUCCGGCACCGCGAUCUCAAGGCUAACAUGCGGGCGCUGGAGCUGGCCCAUCGGGAGCUGCAGGGCCGGCAUGAGCAGCUGCAGGCCCAGAGGGCCAAGGUGGAGGCACAGGAGGUGGCCCUGCUGGCAGAGCGGGAACGCCUGAUGCAGGAUGGGCAUCGGCAGCGUGGACUGGAGGAGGAGCUGCGGAGGCUGCAGAGCGAGCAUGAGAGGGCUCAGAUGCUGCUGGCAGAGGUGUCGCGGGAGCGGGGGGAGCUGCAGGGAGAACGUGGGGAGCUGCGGGGCCGGCUGGCGCGGCUGGAGCUGGAGCGGGCACAGCUGGAGGUGCAGAGCCAGAGACUGCGUGAAUCCAACCAGCAGCUGGACCUGAGCGCCUGCCGGCUGACCACGCAGUGCGAGCUGUUGACAGAGCUCCGGAGUGCUCAGGAAGAGGAGAAUCGGCAGCUGUUGGCUGAGGUGCAGGCGCUGAGCCGGGAGAACCGGGAGCUCCUGGAGCGCAGCCUGGAGAGCCGAGACCACCUACACCGGGAGCAGCGCGAGUACCUGGACCAGCUCAAUGCAUUGCGCCGUGAGAAGCAGAAGUUGGUGGAGAAGAUCAUGGACCAGUACCGAGUACUGGAGCCUGGGCCCCUGCCCCGGACCAAGAAGGGCAGCUGGUUGGCAGACAAGGUGAAGAGGCUGAUGCGGCCCAGGCGGGAGGGGGGCCCCCUUGGGGGCCCACGCCUGGGGGCCGAUGGGGCUGGCAGCCCUGAGAGCCUGGGGGGCCCCCCUGAGGCGGAGCUCUCCGAGGGCAGGGAGGCAGAUAGGACAGGGUCCCCCUCACCAGCACCCAUGCGCCGGGCCCAGAGCUCCCUCUGCCUGCGGGAUGAGACCCUUGCAGGGGGGCAGCGGAGGAAACUCAGCUCACGAUUCCCUGUGGGGCGAAGCUCUGAGUCAUUCAGCCCCGGGGAUACCCCCCGGCAGCGAUUCCGACAGCGUAGGCCAGGCCCCCUGGGUGCACCCACAUCCCAUGACAAAGGACCAGGCGUGGGAUGGGAUGGCUCCACUGAGACCCUAUCUGAAAACCAAGCAGAUGCCAAUGGAGAGGGCCUCGAGGUACAGGAGCCGGAGAAACACCCUCUCGCCCCUUCCCUCAGUCAGUGAUACCAUGUGGACUGGGGGCUUGGGCUUGGGAUCUUCUCACCACUGGAGUCCCAAUCGGGGCCCCCGGCAGCCUAGGAAUGCUGGGAUCCGGGUCACCUGGAGCCCCUCUGUAGGCAAGGAGGCCUGGGCCUCCAGCUCCUCCAAGGCCUGCCCUGGGGCCCUGAGAUGGAGCUGGGAUAAGCCUGUGGACAGAGGGGACGGCUGGCGCCCACAAGCAGCUCCUCGCCAGGGCUCUGGCUCUCCCAUGCGGCCCUCACUGAGGAGGCCAUCUCUGGGUGACCCCCCAGUGGAAGGCGACGGGCAGAAGUGGCCAAGAGAGUCCCCUGUCUGGUCUGGGCGGGGAGCCAAGGACCAUUCACCGGGGAAGGUGCCCUGGGCCCAUCUCUGAGCCUUAGCUGUGAUGCAAGGGCCAUGAGAAUAAAGCUGGGAUGCCACCACC
Nyctereutes procyonoides (raccoon dog) is the source of this 5386-nucleotide messenger RNA. It is a transcript of the gene CCDC88B, whose product is annotated as coiled-coil domain containing 88B. The record is from RefSeq and is a predicted model, not a curated record. The transcript is spliced from 28 exons. Bases 598 to 4947 code for a protein of 1449 amino acids. Gene Ontology annotation, molecular function: dynein light intermediate chain binding; microtubule binding. NCBI's taxonomy places the organism in Eukaryota, Metazoa, Chordata, Mammalia, Carnivora, Canidae. Gene Ontology annotation, biological process: cytoskeleton-dependent intracellular transport; cytoplasmic microtubule organization. Gene Ontology annotation, cellular component: centrosome; cytoplasm.